GGCCGGGGCCGGGCGGGGCGGAGCCAGGCCUGGCCGGAGCGGGAGUGACGCCGGUCCGAAGCCCGUCCCCGCCGGGCCCCGCCCCGGCCCGCCCCUCCCCUCUCCUGGGCUGUCUUCCCGCCCCCUCCCCUGCGCUCCCCGUGCUGGAGAACGCUCAGCCCGGUGGAUACCUCGCUGGUUCCAUUGAGAAAAUCGAAGCGGAGCGGGCGGCGAGCGGCCGGAGCCGGGCUCUCUCUGCCCGCCGCGAGCUCAGCGCACGCCAGCCCGAGCCGCCGCCGCCGCCUGCGAGCCCGCCUGGCUUGCCCGGCCGGCCGGCCGCAGCCACAGCUCGCCCUGCUCCGCCGAGCCAGGCAGGGGGGGGCAUCCCCCCCUCGCCUCCCGCCUCCCGCGGCGCUCUGCGGCUCCGCAGCCUCCGGGCCGAGAUUGGGGGGCGGGGGGAGGGGGGCGGGGGCGCCGCGGGGGCCGCCGCCAGCCGAGGCCGGCGGCGAGGGAGCUCCCCGGGCGCAGGGAGUGCGCGGCGGGCAUGAGAGGCUGCGGCCGCCGCCGCCUGCGUCUCCGGAGCCCGUCCCCGACCUGCGGCCGGCCGAGCAGUUAGAGGGAGGAAGGGAGCCCACCGCUGGAGAGAUGUCCAGGAGAAAACAGAGCAACCCCCGGCAGAUCAAACGUUCUCUUGGUGACAUGGAGGAAGGAGAAGACAAUCAGGCCGAGGAUGCCAGUCAAUCAGAGAGAGAGGGAGGAGCUUCAGAUCCCGAAGCCUCCGGAGAAUGUGACCCUGGGAGCCCUCCUUGCAGUGAAGGAGACAUUCAGGAAAGCCCAGAGGGCCCCAAGGAGCCGGAGGAGCAGGAGCCUGACUGCGGCCCAGGAGAGGCGAGCCCGUGGAAUGGGCCAGAUGAGCUGGAAUUGAUCUCACAGGAUGGCGAAAGCAAAGUUCGUGCCAAGCGGAAGCUCCCUGAGGGAAUUUCCUGGGGUCCAUUCAGUGGAAACAUUCAGAGUGAAGGCUCCUCCCCCGGGCACGCAGACACGAGCCCGCCCCUGACCCUGCUGGUGGGAGAGGAGCACCGCUGGCUGACGAAGCUCCCCCGGGCCUCCAGCGAGCCAGAUGCCAACGCGGUGAUCUUCAGGAAGGGUGGGUAUCAUGUGCAGUCCUUGGGCCGGGAGGGGCCUGGUUUGGGUUUUGGGCCCCCGCCCGGCCCAAGCCCUCCCGCCCGGCCCCAGCACAUGGCCCUGCACGGCCCCCUGCCCGCCCCAGACUCCGGCCAGGCCCCGGGCCCUGGGCCCCUCCAGACGGCCAAGAGGCCCCCUGAGGGGAAGGGGGCGAGGCUACCCCCGGAGAGCUCUCCUCCCCCUUCCGGGCCCCGGGGGCGCCGCCCUGAAGAUCAAAGAGGAAAGGGGGCCGGGGGGCCAGGCCGAUCCGAGGGGGCCAAGGGCCGGGCCGAGGCAGGUGGCAGCCCCAGGUCGGAGCCCGAGUCCUCCUCGCGGGCAUCCUCCCCCAACCUGGCCAAAGCUGGGGACGCCUGGGCCCCCGCCCGGGCCCCCGCCCCCUCUGCCUGGCAAGGCCCCCGCCUCCCGCCUCCCCGCCCCAGCCCGGACACCGACGGCCCCAUUGACCUGAGCAAGAAGCCGCGGCUGCAGCGGGCCGAGGGGGGUCCCACAGCCCACCCCGCCCCGCCCCUCUGCUCCCCUGACUGCACAGAGGCCGGCCCCACCAGCUCACAGCCGGGCCCCUCCCGGGCACGCCCCCGCCCCCUGCAGCAAGCCCUGGAGCAGCUGCACAAGAUUCAGGGCCUGGCCAAGCCGCGCCUGGGUGCCGAGGGUCCCCCGGGGGGGGGAAGGGCGGAGGGAGGCGUGGGGAAGGUGGGAAAAGGCGCGCUCCAAGACCGGCCUGCCAGCCCCACCGGGGGCGCCUGCUCCCGGCCCCGGCCCCACACCUCCCGGGGGAAGCCCCCGCCCGUGGUGUGCCCUGCCCCUCCAAAGGGCCCAUCAAAGGCACGUUCACUUCCCCGCCCGCCCAGGCCUGGGUUUGGGCCGGUGGCAGGACACAUUCUGGCUGAGGCCCCUGCCCCCCACACCCGGACGCCGGCCGUGGCCGGCUGUGGGGCCGAGAACAGCCUCCCGGCGCCCCUCUCGCUGCCCCCCGUGACAGCCUCCUCCGCCUCCUCUGCCUCCUCCUCCUCCUCCUCCUCUUCCUCCUCUUCCUCCUCAGCUUCCUCUUCCUCCUCUUCCCCACAGCCAGGCCCCAGGCUUCCUCGGGACAGCUUCAACGGCCAUGAGCUCAAGGAGCCCCCGGCCCCAGCUAACGGCAGCCCCCUGCCCACCGGCUCUCCCCGGCCCGGCCUGCCCCUGUCCCCAGCCACGGCCCCGGCCCUCACCCUCUCGCCAGUGCCUGAAGCUCUGCUCCAGCCUCCCACCCCACCCAUGUACACAGACAAGGGGGUCCAGACCCCCAGCAAAGUUGCCCCUGCCACCGUCCCCAACGGCAACCAAAGAUACGUCCCCAACAUCAAUUCAGCACCUUCCAGAUGA
Molecule: messenger RNA, 2523 nt
Organism: Sarcophilus harrisii (Tasmanian devil)
Lineage: Eukaryota; Metazoa; Chordata; Mammalia; Dasyuromorphia; Dasyuridae
Gene: ZFPM1
Product: zinc finger protein, FOG family member 1
Exons: 7
Coding region: 625-2523 (632 amino acids)
Biological process (GO): positive regulation of transcription by RNA polymerase II; erythrocyte differentiation; heart development
Cellular component (GO): nucleus
Molecular function (GO): RNA polymerase II-specific DNA-binding transcription factor binding
Source: RefSeq, a predicted model, not a curated record